AUGCCUUUUGUUAAGGACUUCACUCCAGUUGCCCUAGGUGACACCAACCUGUUCAAGCCAAUUAAGAUUGGUAACAGCCAGCUGCAGCACAGAUGUGUGUUGCCUCCUCUAACGAGAAUGAGGGCUCACCACCCGGGGAACGUCCCCAACAAGGACUGGGCCGUCGAGUACUACGACCAACGUUCCAGGAGACCAGGCACCAUGCUUAUCACGGAAGGUGCCUUCACGUGCCCUCAAGCUGGUGGUUACGACAACGCUCCAGGUAUUUGGUCCGAGGAGCAAGUUGCCCAAUGGAAGAAGAUCUUCGCCAAGAUUCACGAAAACAAGUCCUUUGUGUACGUGCAACUAUGGGUUUUGGGUAGACAGUCCUACGCUGACACUUUGGCCAGAGACGGCUUGAGAUACGACUCCGCCUCGGACAACGUGUACAUGGACGAGGAGCAAAAGGAGAGAGCUUUGAAAUCCAACAACCCACAGCACGGUAUUACCAAGGACGAGAUCAAGGAGUACAUCAAGGCCUACGUUCACGCAGCCAAGAACUCCAUUGCCGCGGGCGCCGAUGGUGUUGAAAUCCACAGUGCCAACGGCUACCUACUAAACCAAUUCUUGGACCCUAUCUCGAACCACAGAAUUGACGAGUACGGUGGAUCGAUCGAAAACAGAGCCAGAUUCACACUGGAGGUCGUGGACGCCCUCGUGGACGCCAUUGGCGCCGACAAAGUCGGUAUCAGAUUCUCCCCAUACGGUACCUUCGGUACCAUGUCCGGUGGUGCAGAAUGUUCAAUUGUUGCCCAAUACGCCUACGUUGUCGGUGAAUUGCAGAAGAGAGCAAAUGCAGGGAAACCCCUGGCCUUCAUCCACUUGGUCGAGCCUCGUGUCACCAACCCAUUCUUGACUGAAGGUGAAGGUGAGUAUCACCAAGGUACCAACGACUUUGUCUACUCCAUCUGGAAAGGCCCUGUCAUCAGAGCCGGUAACCUGGCCCUACACCCAGAAGAGGUCAAGAAACUAGUCGAAGACGACAGAACGUUGAUCGGUUACGGUAGAUUCUGGAUUGCCAACCCUGAUAUCGUCGACCGUAUCGAGAAGGGCCAGCCUCUAAACAAGUACAACAGGGACGCUUUCUACUCCAUGACCUCAGAAGGUUACUUGGACUACCCAACCUACGACGAAGCCGUCAAGUUGGGCUACUAG
This is a messenger RNA of Huiozyma naganishii CBS 8797, 1194 nucleotides long. It is a transcript of the gene OYE2, whose product is annotated as NADPH dehydrogenase. The coding region runs from base 1 to 1194 and encodes 397 amino acids. The transcript has a single exon. NCBI's taxonomy places the organism in Eukaryota, Fungi, Ascomycota, Saccharomycetes, Saccharomycetales, Saccharomycetaceae. The record is from RefSeq and is a predicted model, not a curated record. Gene Ontology annotation, molecular function: FMN binding; NADPH dehydrogenase activity.